This is a messenger RNA of Lecanosticta acicola, 1674 nucleotides long. The record is from the annotation of a GenBank genome assembly. Lineage: Eukaryota; Fungi; Ascomycota; Dothideomycetes; Mycosphaerellales; Mycosphaerellaceae.
AUGCCUCCUCCUCUACCAACAGCCCCAAUCGCGAUUCCCGUGAUUCCGCGAUCACCGUCGAAGCAUGACUGGACCAAACAAACUUCAAAGAUAUCUGAAUGUCAGCCGCGGACGUACAGUAAAGAUCCGCUCCCAAUAAGGCCAUCGGACGAAGCACCGCGCAAGGCUCAUAUCACCGGACGAAUUGCCGAACCGGAUAGGGUCGCGUACACGAUAGAGAUCGGCGGCGUGCAAGUUGAUGAUGUGGGCAUCGACGAGAUUCUGGAAUAUGUCUCGGCGUACGACCUCGAACAGUACGAAAACAGAAAAUUUGAAGAGGAAGGCGAAAUCCUCAAAGUGGCCAGAUUGGAGGCCGAGGCGGAAGCAGAGCGACGACGUGAACGCCAAAGACAUCGAGCCAAGACCAAAGGAACUGUCCUUUUUCAGGAAGUAAGCGACGAUGAUGAUGAUGAGGAUCAGUCGGACGAAACUGGAUCUGCGGUGGGUAGGCAUGGGCGCUCUCGACCCACCUACACGCACUUGUUCGAGAAAGGGAGACAACGCAAGAGACGUCGAAAGCGAGAUCCCGAUACUGGCGAGUUAAUGCCGCUCAGUGAUGAGGAAAUUGAUGUCGAGCCGGUCAUACCAGAUCUCGUGCUUCCCGUCUCUAAUCGCCCUCCAGCACCUCCGUUUGCCGCACUGCCGAAGCGGAGACGACGAAAGCGCGAUAAGGCCACUGGAGAGCUCUUGCCACUGGAUCCUCUCGGACAAGGGUCCGUCACAGAGGACUUGGCGUCGCGUAAUGACGAGGACAGCGAAGUCGAUGCUGCACCGCCCUUUCAGCAGACGGUUCGAUCUUCUGCGACCAAGGUUGGAGAACCUCCGAGGCGCAGACGGCGUGAGCGUGAUGUGCACACGGGAGAGCUUCUGCCAUUAGAAUCGCUUGACAAGAGGUUGAGUGACGAGAAGCGCCCUCGUCGUCGCCGUCAUCCACUUACAGGCGAGCUAAUGCCUCUUGGAUGGCGCUACGAUCCAAAGGCUGAAGGCACUACCUACGAACGGAGACAGGAUGGCACGGGCUCAGACUCGCAGGUAUUCAAACGAUUGAGCCUUUCCCAGGAGCAGGAGCCGAAACGGUUGAAGCUUACCUCAGGUAACUCAUCUGAUGAGAUUGUGCAUCCAUACCCAAAGCCAUCCACCCCUAAGCAGCGAUCCUUCAACGUCAAGUCGGAGAGAUCUGAGUCGGACGAGCGGUCCAUGAGGCACGAACACGAAGAGGAUGAUGAUGAAAGCGAGAUGGAGGUGAAGCCAACACCACGGCCGGCAUCUGUCCACCGCUCUGGCGCCACGCCAAAAGCUUCACUCCUUCGUCCCGACGCACGUGCGAACAUGCUCUCAAAAGCCGCCGUUGACACGGCUUCAAAGCCCAUGAACCUCAACUCAUUCCUCGGCGCCAACCGACAGCAUUCUAGCUCGGCGGAGUCAAGUUCGAGCUCGGAGAUGGAUGUCAAAAAAUUUCAGGAGCGCUCGAAGGUCACGGCAGCAACAAUCAUGAACCCCGUGGCCGCUGCACACGGAUCGGAAGACGAAGAAGAGGACGAUGAUGGCGAGGAAGAAGGCUGGGAUAUCGAAAACAUCUUAGCACAUCAGAUGUCCGAUCCUCGAACUCACCCGGGGAAGCCUUCAGGUGAGUAG